AUGAGACAGAAAGGGUUUAGAAAGGACAAAGACACUGCAGCAGCAGCAGCAGCAGCAGCAGCAGCAGCAGCAGCAGCAGUGACAGCAGCAGCAGCAGCAGCGACAGCAGCAAUUUACACACAGCGAGAGACAGAAGAAGAGACAGCAACAGCAGCAAGAAGAGACAAAGAAAUAGCUGCUGCAGCAACAACACCAACUGCUGCAGCAGCAACAGCAGCAACAGCAGCAGCUGCUGAAUCAACGCAACAGCAAGUGGUAGCAGCAACUGCUGCAGCAGCAACAGCAGCAACAGCAAGAUGUAGAGGCAACGGCAGCAGCAGCAGCAGCAGCAGCAGCAACAGCAACUACAGUAUCAGAAGCCGCAGCAGCAACAACUCAGCAGCAGCAACAACUACAGACGCAACAGCAACAACAACAACAACAAUAGCAGCAGCAGCAACAGCAGCAGCAGCAGCAACAGCAACAGCAGCAGCAGCAGCAGCAACAGCAGCAACAGCAGCAGCAGCAGUAUACCUCGAAAGCAUCGUUGAUGUGGGCGGCGUUUGCUGUGUGCAUUCUCGUCGCCUUGCGCUGAGGUGUACAGACACCGCAACACAACACUUGCAGCAGCAGCAGCAGCAGCAGCAGCAGCAGCAGCAGAAUAGCAGCAGCAGCAGCAGAAUAGCAGCAGCAGCAGCAACAACAGUAGCAGCAGCAGCAGCAGCAGCAGCAGGGUAA
This is a messenger RNA of Eimeria mitis, 717 nucleotides long. RefSeq lists its product as uncharacterized. The record is from RefSeq and is a predicted model, not a curated record. NCBI's taxonomy places the organism in Eukaryota, Apicomplexa, Conoidasida, Eucoccidiorida, Eimeriidae. Bases 1 to 717 code for a protein of 238 amino acids. The transcript has 4 exons.